CGUUCAGUACCUCUAUAAAUAUUAGUGGGAUCAUCUACAGAGGGUUUGGUGUCCUACGUCGUGAGUCUCUGAGGUGAUCUCAGGAGAUUCCUACACAAUACAAGUAGGUCGACCUGAAGCUGCGCUUUAAACUGGUGGUUGACGCUGGAACCAAGAUACCCAAUUCCCAGGUUAGCUUACACAACUUAUUCAGGUUGCAAAGGAUCAUAUUUGGGGGGAAGUAAGUCUAUUUGUUCCGUGUGUAGGUAAUGUACAUUACAUAAGCUAGUUUACGCACGAAUGGGACACGAACAGCAGCUUUCUGGGUGAAAGUCCUCCGUUUGUUAUUUGGCAAGAUCCCACAUACAAAGUUCUGCAGCCUGAAAAAAACCCACUUUAAAAGGUGGAUUCACUCAACAAAAGCUACAUCAAAAGAGACAAGAAUACAAAUGAUAACAACAGGAGAAGAAGGAAGGGAGGUCAGGGGACGUUUUCAACCUUGAUAUUGAAUUUGGCAGAUCUUCUGUAACUAUUUAAAGUCACAUCUGCUUGGGGCCUUUCCUUUGCUUACCCUCCCUGUAUAAAACAUGUAAUUAUAUUGUGACUCAGCCAUGGAGCUUAAUCCUUCCACGUUAAACAAAGCCUGAAGUUCAGGACUGUCUGUUAUUCAUCACGUUCUGAAUGCGAGAUAACCGGAAGCUCUGCCUCCAGCUGUGAUGUCAUGGUUUACCGGUGUGGUGAUUGAACACCGUGUUUUUCAAAGGUUGUCAUAAAACAACUCUCAAGCGGAGGCUUCACAUUCGUCAGAAGCAUGGAGGACAAAAGGACUUCAUCCAAGAGGUCGUGGGACGCCUGCCGAGAGGUCCCCCCCCUGGAGGAUGAGCGGACGCCAUGGAAGAUGCUCAAGCUGCUGAAGGUCCUCUCCCUCUGUGUGGUGGCCGUGUUGGUGUUCGGACUGGCUCUGUGUAGCAAGACGUCGUUCCUCCUCCUCGUCACUUUGUCUAACGAGGGCACCAAGACUCUCCCCGAUGGACAGAAACCAGUCGCCCUGCUCUGCAUCGGCUGCGUUCUCAUCGCCUCCAGCUUGCUUCUCCUCCUGAAGAGCGUCUGGAAGGCGUGUCACAAAUCCUCAAAGAUGCCGGACAAAAGAACUGUGGCUUUGGUUCUGUUCUUUGAGUUCCUGGUGGCUAUGGGUGCAGCGAUUCUCACCAUUGUGGCAAUGCCCCACCUGGACAUAGUGACCAACGUGACGAUACUGAACGGCGUAGCCGUGCUCUCCACGCUCCUGCAGGUGAUCACGCAGUGCACCGCCAAGCAAAGGAACCGCUUCCUGGUGCCGUCCAUCACCGCCUUCCUCCUCAUUUUGCUCGGCUACGUGCUGUUCCUCCUCUUGUACAUCACAAAGGAUCCCACUGACACCCGGAGGAACAUCUGGGCGGGUCUGGCAGUCGGAGCGUCCUUCUUAGUGUCCUUCAACUGGUGGGAGAACUACUUCAAGCUGAUCAGCGAGAACAGCCGCUCCGACUUCCUCACAGCGUUGAGCAGAGACGUGAAAGAGUGCCAGAACGUUGUGCACAUCCUCUCCAGCUUGGUCAGGAUCGCGGUGACCGCCGGCGUGCUCGGAGCCUACGUCCCUCUGGACAAAAUGGACUGGGCCAUCGUCACCUCCAUCCCGAGCCGUGAGACAAGGAUUAUAGGCAUCAUCAUCGGAGUCCAGCUGAUCUCCUCCGCACUCUGCCACUGGUUUUCCUUGGUGGCCUGCAAGAUGCACGCCAUGCGACGAUGCUUCAUCCUGCCUUUGUACCUGGCGUCUCUGGCCGUCAUGGUCCUCUUCGUCGUCCCCGUUAUCGUUUUCCAUCAAAACUACAGAAACAGUCUGAACAGGAUUCAAAGUUCCAACUUCAGAGGCUACUGCAACGACGUUGUGGAUGCAAGAAACCAAAGUCUGAGCGGCAACGUGUUCCCAGAUCUGGUUUGGGACGUCACUCACACUCUGUGCUUCCUGGACUUGUCCAGGAUAUAUGACAUCGGCCUGCUGACAGGCUCGGCGGCGUGCUGGUGCAUCGGCCUGGUUUUGGCCACUCUGCACCUCUGGUUCCUCAGUCUGUUUCGCAUCCAGAGGACUCAGGACCUGUUCGUCAGGAGGCUCUACGAGGGAGCAUUCAUAGAGCAGUCCCUGCUUCUGAACACUCGAUUUGACAUCCAGACGACGGAAAAGCAAAAGCAAUUCAAAUCACUAGACCCGGUAAAAGUCUUCCUCUGCGCGACCAUGUGGCACGAAACGCCCGACGAGAUGAUGAAUAUCCUCAUUUCGAUAUUUCGACUGGACAAGUACAGGCCAAAGAAGGAAGGAGAAGCUGGCGAUGUCACGUUUGAAGGCCACAUCUUCUUCGACGACGCCUUCACAGAUGUUGCCGGUAGCCGGGGGGCCCACGUCAACCAGUACGCUGAGAUGCUUGUGAACAUUAUCGCAGAAGUUUACAGCAUCUUCUUGAACAUCAAUAACGACCUCUUCACAAAGAAGCAGCAGAUCCCGGAUCAGACGAUUGUGACAACGCCGUAUGGAGGACGUCUGGUAGUCACCAUGCCACAUGGGAACACCUUAACGGUUCACUACAAGAACAAGAAGCUCAUCCGCCACAAGAAGAGAUGGUCCCAGGUCAUGUACUUGUACUAUCUCCUGGGAUGGAAAGUUUCAACCAAGUAUUUCAAAAGGUGGGGGAAAGGGGAGGAGGAAGUUGAGGUGAAAAAUGAGUUUGAGAGGGAGAAGAAGAACACUUACAUCCUGGCUCUGGAUGGGGACACAGACUUCACGCCGGCCGCCGUGAUGCUGCUCAUCGAUCGCCUGAAACUGUACCCGCAGGUCGGGGCGGUCUGCGGCCGGAUUCACCCCACCGGCUCAGGGCCCGUCGUUUGGUACCAGAAGUUUGAAUACGCCGUCGGACACUGGCUUCACAAGACGGCCGAGCACGUGUUCGGCUGCGUGCUCUGCAGCCCCGGCUGCUUCAGCCUGUUCAGAGCCGAGGCGCUGAUGGACGACAACGUGAUGAAGAAAUACACCGUCAUGUCGUCGAAGGCGCAACACUACAUCCAGUACGACCAAGGAGAGGACCGCUGGCUGUGCACUCUGCUGCUGAAGCAGGGUUGGAGGGUGGAGUACAACGCGGCCUCGGACGCCCACACCAACGCCCCGGAGGACUUCAAAGAGUUUUACAACCAGCGUCGCCGCUGGGGGCCGUCGACCAUGGCCAACAUGGUGGACCUGCUGGGCUGUGCCACUGUGAUCUCCAAGAAGAACACGUCUAUUUCAAAGGUCUACAUGCUGUACCAGUUCAUCAGCCUGGCGGCGUCCAUUCUGGCACCUUCCACCGUCAUCCUUAUGAUCGCAGGUAGUUUGACUGUGCUGCUCGAUGUUCACCCGAGCGUUUCUCUGGUCCUGGCUGUGAUACCUCCAGCUAUCUUCCUCGGCGCCAGCUUCAGAAUCAAGGCGGACACUCAGAUCCUCGUCGCUGCGAUCCUGAGCAUCCUGUACGCGUUCCUCAUGAUGGUAUCGGCAAUCACCAUAAUAGGGAACAUAGUGAAGGACCAAACCAUCCUGACUCCCAGCAGUCUCUUCCUCAUCUUCCUCGCCCUCUUCUACGUCAUCACUGCAUUGCUCCACCCUCAGGAGAUUGGCCUGGUGUUCUACGGCUUUAUUUACAUCAUCUGCAUCCCCAGCGCCUACCUGCUGCUCUCCAUCUACUCCAUGGUCAACAUGAACAACGUGUCCUGGGGCACCAGGGAGACGGCGCCUGCCGCCAGAGACGAGGCCGCCUCGCCAACCAAAGCCGAGAAAGGAGCAGUCAGGAGCACCAUCGCGCGGUUCUUCUCGCGGUCCAGGUGCUGCAGGAGACUUUGUCUGACGGACGCAACAGACGAGCGAAUCCUCAGCCGGGACGUCCCGAGCGAGGAGCCGGAGCCUCGACCCCAGAACAGCAUCGUGGAGGAGGCGGGGCAGCCUGGGGAGCAGCCAAGGCGAAGCACCACUUUAGCCCCCCCUCACCAAAACUGGGUCGCACAGCUGCAGAGUUUAUCCAAUGACAUGAAUCUUAGCGAGGACAAACUGGACGAGGAGGAGGGGAAGUUCUUCAGAGAGCUCACCAGCAAAUACCUGCAGCCCGUUCCCGAGGACAAAGGGAAACAGGAAAUAAUGAUUAAUAAACUCAGGGAGUUGAGAAACAAGAUGACCUUCGUUUACUUCAUAAUCAACGCCUUCUGGCUCGUGGUGACCUUCACGCUCCAGUUAUUAGACUCGAGCGUCUUCAUCAGGGUGCCAAAAAUCAACUUUGACCUUGAGUUUACCGGAGAGUACAUCGACAUCGACCCCGUGGGCUUCAUGUUCGUCCUGUCCUUCGCCCUACUGGUGGUGAUCCAGUUCUUCGGCAUGUUGUACCACAGAAUGAGCACCCUGAUCCAUUAUGUGGCCUUCCUGAGUACAGAGCCCAUGUCUACCAAGCAAAACCAUCAUCAGCCAAUUAAAAAGAUCGUUGACGGAGAAAGCGAGGACUUCGAUGACCUCAGCUUUCAAGGUGACUUUCGCCGGCGCUUCAACACUGGAACUUUGGUGUGACCGAUGAGCCCAAACAACCGAGCAGAAAAGAGCACUUUAGGGGUCUUAUUCCAAUUUGUGAUUAGUUAUCUUCUUAUUUUAUAGCGACAAAAGAAACAGACAAAUUAACAGCUGACUGUCUGACUGCUGAAGAGCUCGCUUUGUUGAUUGAAAGUGGUUUGACGAAUACCUUUUGGACACGUUGUGUCAAAAACUGAAACUGAAAUUAAUGAGGCUUUCUGGCGUCUAAGUUUGCGGCCGUGGCUUUCGUUGUGAUGCUUCUGCAGUGGCCGUUCAACUCGAUGUGGAUUUUAAUCAUGAAGGUGAAGAUGAAGGCUGUGAAGAGCAAAAACUGGCAGCGUCUUUUAUCUUGGUGUGUAGUUUAUGUAGUUUAUGUUGUUAAUCGUUGUCAUCCGCAUCCACUUUGUAAUCAAUGCCUUUGAGAGUAUGUAACACUGGUGUCUGAAAAACAUUAAAAAUGUUUUAUAUCUGUGCAAUAUAAUUACUAAUUGAAGAAAAGUGAGUGCAUGAAUCACGGGUUCUUGUAUUGUGUGUGUGUGCUCUUGGGCAUUACAAUGCUGAAGGCCACUCCUGCUAGGAACCCAAGAACAAAAAGAGGAUUAGCCGCACCUACAAUACACUAUUUAUACCAAUAAAUCCACUAUACUUCAUAUUCUCUGACUCUCUUUCAAUGUUUCCUCCUGAUUUGACCACACCCGUACUUAUCUCCAUUGUUUUAAUUGGAGCAUUUAAAAUGCCAGUAUACUGUGAACUAUUUGAACUACUUUAAACGUCAGAAAUAUUUAGGAUCAUAAAAUCAUUAGAGUAGGUUUGUCUAGAAAGCUUUUAAUAGAUUCAUAAUACAUGUGUUUCUAAAGCAGAAGGUCAGUGAACAUGAACCAUGUUGUUUUAUCUCAAAUGUUCACCGCUUCUGAUCAGGUAGGGCUAAAAAAAAAUAAAAAAAACGCUGUGAGAGCUUUUCAUUGCAGCUUUUUGGCACCUUGUUUUGCACAAAAUAAAACAUUCCCACAACAUUGAAAA
Molecule: messenger RNA, 5608 nt
Organism: Gasterosteus aculeatus aculeatus (three-spined stickleback)
Lineage: Eukaryota; Metazoa; Chordata; Actinopteri; Perciformes; Gasterosteidae
Product: chitin synthase chs-2
Biological process (GO): chitin biosynthetic process
Cellular component (GO): cell septum; cell periphery
Molecular function (GO): chitin synthase activity
Source: RefSeq, a predicted model, not a curated record